Molecule: messenger RNA, 2622 nt
Organism: Micropterus salmoides (largemouth bass)
Lineage: Eukaryota; Metazoa; Chordata; Actinopteri; Centrarchiformes; Centrarchidae
Product: myelin basic protein-like
Exons: 10
Coding region: 260-1138 (292 amino acids)
Biological process (GO): myelination
Cellular component (GO): neuronal cell body; internode region of axon; cell periphery
Molecular function (GO): structural constituent of myelin sheath
Source: RefSeq, a predicted model, not a curated record
UCCGCCCCACCCCUUACAAACAACACCAUCAUCACUGUACCAAAAUCAGGAAGCACCGAGACACGUUAAUUUUUUUAUUUUAUUUUACGGAGACACUUUGGUGAUUACAGCAAACGGCGAACCAUAGAGGGGAAAAGGCGUUAUUGUGACCACCGUCGACCACUGCUGAAAGAAGACUCUCAGUUGGUUACAUCCAGUGCAAGGAUCAGCUGUGGAUGCAUUUGACACAGACUAACCGGAGAAGGUCUCUGUCAGCAGCAUGGGCCAGCAUCUAGGAAAGAGAGAGUCACCCACAGACAGCAAGGCUUCGUCACCUGAACCCAGGGCGGCGCAGAAAACAGCAGCAGCAGCAGCAGAUCCUGAAUCACAAGAUGAAGUCUUUGGCCUGGGUGAGGCAGAUGCGAAGCAGAACAAUGGCUGCGUCUCGGAGAAGCCGGCGGUGACUGACUCCACGGGCACUGAGAGCCCCCACCAGCCCUGGACCCCCGCCAGCACAGCUGACCCUGACGCCGCCAUACCACGCCCCCACCUGGUCCGCCUCUUCUCCCGAGAUGCCCCGGGCCGAGAGGACAACACCUUCAAAGAGCGACCCUCCGAAUCGGACGAGCUGCAGACCAUCCAGGAACACAGCGGAGCGGGUUCAGAGUGCGGGUCGGAGAGCCCCGAACAGGAUCUAGAAAGAGAGGCAAGAACCCCACAUUUGACAAAUAUAAAUAUACUACCAACCACUUCUACAGCCAUGGCAUCUGCAAGCAGCUCUGCACAGGCCGCCUUCGGGCUGGGCCGGAGGAAGAAGAACCCCGGCCUCCUGGACCAGAUUGGAAAGUUCUUUGGAGGGGACAAGAAGAGGAAGAGCAAGGGAUCUUUCCGAGGUGCCCUCUCUCCAGGCCCUCAGAAAGCCUCUGCGACUUCUCCACGUAAGCGUGGAGCAGAGAACGCUGUGGUCCAUUUCUUCCGCACGAUCGUGUCCCCCGCCCCUCCCAAGUCUAGGUGGAGAGGACUAGCAGCCAAGAUAGGCCUGGGCGACCAGAAGUCACAGUCUGCUAAAGCCAAGAAGGCCAGUGCAGGGGACGGCAAAGGCACCCUGACUAGGAUCUUCAAAAUGGGAAGCAGGAGUGCUUCUCCAGCCAAACGCUGAAGUCCCUCUCUACAACCUCUCUCAACAGCAGAUGUUCAAGAACACGGGAUUAAAGUGGGGAAAGAAGAGCAAGAAAAGGAGGGAAUCUUGUCACCCCUAAACCUUACCCUCAACCUCUGAUAACACUCUAAUGUACGCUAAAUCCUUCAUCUCCCACCCAUUACCACCCCCCCACCUCUUUGGCUGGUAGUUAGCGACACAAUCUGUUGCCCCCUCCCAACCCCCUGUAUGCGUUGUGCUGAGUCUGUGCAGUCAUCAUCACUGGUGUGAACUGUUUGCUGAAAUUGAUCCUGAAGCCGCUCACAUGUGCAGCCUGAAUGACCCCCUGACCCCCCCCACCACCACUGUGGCUCUCUAUACUUGUGCUUGAGUUUCUGUGGACGUCUUCGACUGGUUCUCUAACAAUAACGGCGGCUAAACCGAAGCACACCUGGAGCAGUUGAAGGUUACGGCCGGUGCAAGUCCGACUGACUUGACCGUCAUUGCCGCUUGCCGAUUGGAUGAAAGGACCGGGUUGUUUCUGUUAUAGUAAAGAGCGGUUUUCUGUCUUGUCACACUGUCUUCGUCAGUCCCCCAAACCUUUUUCUGUGAACUCAAACAUAACCCAGUGAUUGAGUUCGGUUUUGUGAUAAAUUUAACAGAUUUGACAUUAUUACGAGAGCCAUUUCGUUUGUAGUGUGUUUUCAUUCAACCCAUGUGUCUUAGCUGUAGUUAAGUGUCCUGUUAAUAAAUGUGAUGUUGAUGUAUGACAUUAGGGCCCUAAGCCUGGCUGUGGAUUUUGUGGUAAACAUUUAAUUUCUAAACCUUCUAAAUCAAUUUUCUGCAAUAGUCACUGAAAAAAAGCCCAGAUGAAUUAGUAAUUUCUAAUGUAUUGUUUCUUUUUCAGUCCAUGAGAUAAUUGUAUCCACUAAUUCUUCUUUCCAUACAUAGAUAACUAAAUUAUUUCAUAGUGCACCUUUAAAAACUGCCAGACUCUGAAGCGAGGUGUUGGUGCUGCAGCAUGAUGCCAGAUUCAGAUCUUUCCUCUUUGCUUUAGUGUAGCUCUGUCUCUUCUUUGCCUUCGCUGUUCCUAUCUUAUGCACAGCACACAUACUGUAAAUUAAAUUCAGUCAAAGUGCCUUUCUCCGCCUGACUACCAAAGCAAUGCGCUGUCUUUUCCUUUCUUGUGGAUCAUUUAAAUACACAAACCCAAUUUCAACAAAGGUGCUCUGUAACUAACUGAAGAAAGAAAGUUGGUUGACGAAAAGCUCGGCACCACCACUUGUGCUGUUGAAAACACCCAUCUUCCAAAUGUGUUAAAAAAGCGGACGUGCGUGAUCUCCCCUACUGUCUGUGCGUGCUUGAGCCUUGAGAGUGCUGUGUAGUGUUUUCCUAAAUCGAUCCUGUGGAUGAAUGUAAAGAUCCUCUUCAUUAUUGUAUGUGUAAUAAAACAUGACCAGCCACUUAACUGAGAAUAAACAAUAAAAACUAUAAAACCACCCCUA